Molecule: messenger RNA, 762 nt
Organism: Rhagoletis zephyria (snowberry fruit fly)
Lineage: Eukaryota; Metazoa; Arthropoda; Insecta; Diptera; Tephritidae
Cellular component (GO): nucleus
Source: RefSeq, a predicted model, not a curated record
AUGAGUUUGGAACAAGGAAAAAUGUAUAAAAAAACGACAAAUGAGCAAUUUGACAUUCUUUCCCGAGAAAUGGAAAGAAAUGUCCAGAUUGCAAGAGGCGCCCCCGUUUUUGGAGGAAGUCGUGCGCAAUUUGAAGAAAAAUGGGAGCAAAUCUCGCUUAAAUUAAACUCUGCUGGUCCACCACAUAGAAGCGUUAAAGAAUGGAAGAAGGUAUGGACCGACAUAAGAAAUCGGACGAAGAAGAAGAUUUCAAAAAACAACUCUCUUCUCCGCGAAACUGGAGGGGGACCGUUCAAUGAAUGUUCUUUGACACCAUUGGAGCGAACAGUUGAUAAAAUUGUGAACCUGUCCAAAUCAGCUGCUCCAUGUGGUCUUGAUUUUGGUGUGGGACUAUCAGACAACGCCGUUCAACUUUCGUCCUCCCCUUCGCCUUCUCCACCUUUGACUACACAUCCAUCGUCCACCGAAAUACCACGCGCACAAAUUGAAGAAAAUGCACGACCAACAACAUCAUUGCUAUUGGGUUCCAACUCAACCUCAGCCCCACAACCCGCACAACCCAUUGUAUCCGGAAGACGCAAGCGGAAAAGGAAUGACUUACUGGAACAGCAAGUUGAAAACCAAAACAUGCUUUUGGAUGUCCUGAAGUCGCACGUCGAAAUGACGAGGAGGAUGGCUGAAGCUGUGGAGCGGCAGGCUGUUGCCUCAGAAAAGUUAUGCCGGCUGAUAGAAGAACGAAGCCAAAUUGUUUUGCCAUUUUGA